Bufo bufo (common toad) is the source of this 3420-nucleotide messenger RNA. Its product is annotated as adhesion G protein-coupled receptor E3-like. The transcript has 22 exons. Gene Ontology annotation, cellular component: membrane. NCBI's taxonomy places the organism in Eukaryota, Metazoa, Chordata, Amphibia, Anura, Bufonidae. Bases 263 to 2806 code for a protein of 847 amino acids. Gene Ontology annotation, biological process: cell surface receptor signaling pathway; adenylate cyclase-activating G protein-coupled receptor signaling pathway. Gene Ontology annotation, molecular function: calcium ion binding; G protein-coupled receptor activity. The record is from RefSeq and is a predicted model, not a curated record.
AGCACCUAAUGAAAUACCAGGCCGGAAGAUGCAGCUUAUGAACGAAGCCUAAAAUAUUUAUAUGUAGCCCAGAGAACAGAAAACCUUUAUGAAGAACUCCUAGGAGACCCAGACACUUUCUGGAGAUAUUGGACUGAUAUAGCAGUGGUGGUGUGGUCAGAACAGGACAGUCACCUUAGUUCUACAUGACCUACUGUGCUAGACCUCAGUAAACAAAGAAAACCAGGCGUAUCCUGAAGUAAAAGAACUUAAAGAACUUGGGAUGGAUCAGAGGUUCUUCACACAUUUACUGCUGGUGAUACUUGGUCUUAAAAGUGUCACCAUCGCUCAACAAGAUCAGAUUCAAUGUGUGAAAGAAGAUAACCCUCUUAAAGAUGAAAAAGCAUGCCCCAACAACUGGAUCUGCCCAUCAAAUGAAACCUGUGGCAACAGCACCAUGUGCCGCUGCAGAAAAGGAUACCUCCAGUGUUUAAAACAAGGUGUUGUCCAUUGUGCAGAUAUAAAUGAAUGUGCUAAGAACUAUACAUGUGGGAAUGGAGCAAAAUGUAAGAACACCAUUGGGAGCUUCUACUGUGAAUGUGACACGAACCUCCAGGGGAAUGCCACUCAAUUCUGCCCAAAUCAAACUAAUGAGAAUUACUGUGAAGAUGUUAAAAAGGAGCUGUCCUUGACCUGUCUUGUUGGGACUCUACCUCCAAAUACAACAAACUGUAAUAAUCGGAUCUGCCCAGAAGGUCAGCAGUAUAAUGCUUCAUUUCCCUGUGUCCCUGGGUAUAAAGAAGAACUAGGAGAGUGUGUAGAUAUACACGAGUGCAUUACUGGCAUCCAUGUCUGUGGAUAUAAUGCUUUUUGUAAAAACAUGAGGGGUAGUUAUCACUGUACUUGUAGUGCAGGCUACCAGAAAGGAAAUCAAACCGACUUCUGCCCUUCCAAAGAUAUAACGCAGAAUGAGUGUACAGAUAUAGAUGAAUGCACAGAUGUUCCUGGUAUCUGUGGUUCUAACUUAAUCUGCAACAACACACUGGGCUCAUAUCAUUGUAUUUGUGACAUCGGGUUCACAUACAUUUCCGACACAUGUGAAGAUGCACAAUUUCAGAACCCUCAGAGCUCUAGCAGAGGACAGCACCAGAAUACUGUCUGCUCUGUGCUGCGGGCCACAAUUGCCCAUUUAAAUGUUUCCUGUCAUUCCAAUGUAAAAUUAACCACCAAGGAAGCUGAGAAUCAACUUGAAAAUGGCACAAAAAUACUCAGUGACAUGCUCGAAGAGUACAAUACCUUGUCAACUCCUGACAGCCCAAAUAUUGGUAAAACUACUACAACCAUUCUAAAAAAUGUGGAGAUAUUUGUUAUGAAGUCUUUUAUUGAUGCACCGAGGAACCAAACCAUCAUCACACCUCAGCUCGCUAUCUCCAUGAAAGUUUCCAGUGGCCACUGCACCUCUGUUGGCUUGAUCUUUAGGCUGAUGUUGAAUGACAACCUUAUGGAAGUUCCAUGUGAUCAGUUAGAUCGAGAUACAGAUGGUGGUGUUUUUAUUGUCUACAAAGACCUUGAUUCCAGCUUAAAUGGUAAUAUACUCAAGUCCUCACAGAUCUCAGAAGAUGAUGAUGACAUGGCUAUAGUCAAUUCAAGGGUGGUCACUGGUGCCAUUACAAGAACUCUAACUUCACAAGUGACAUUCAAGCUUGCUCAUAUUCGGAGUCUCAAGAAUUUUCACAAUCCGGUGUGUGUUUUUUGGGACCCUAUAAAGAAUGGUUGGAGCACAGAUGGAUGUACCACCAAAUCUUCAGAAUCUAAUGAUACACACACGACCUGCUCCUGCAACCAUUUGUCCAGCUUUGCAGUAAUCAUGGCACCAUUAGGACUUGAGGACAUACAGGACAAUCAUGCCCUUACCAUUCUUUCUUAUUUUGGCCUAAUUGUAUCUGUUUUAUGCCUGGCGCUGACUCUUCUCACCUUUGUCCUUUGCCGCACUCUGAGGAGCGCUCACACAUCUGUCUUGACCGCUCUGUGCAGUUGUCUUUUCCUUGGCCAGGUUCUAUUUCUAGUGGGAAUUAAUCAAACAUGCAACAAGAUCCUGUGCUCAGUCAUUGCUGGUGGACUUCACUUCUUAUUCCUCAGUGCCUUCUGCUGGAUGUCGAUAGAGAGUGUAAUGUUGUUUAUGACUGUGCGGAACCUAAGAGCUGUGAAUUACAUGACUUCUCACCGGUCUAACUUCCCAACGAUGUCCUUGUUUGGGUUUGGGAUUCCCACUUUGAUUGUUGGGAUCUCUGCAGCCAUAGAGGCAGAUGGCUAUGGAACAAAUCAAUAUUGUUGGCUCAGACACAACUCUACAAUUUGGAGUUUCCUUGGCCCAGUCGCUCUGGUUAUCGUUAUGAACACUGCACUCUUGGUCUUCACAUUCAUACUCCUCAGGAGGAGGCUUGCCACCAUCAACACAAAUGUGUCCACCCUGAAAAACAGUAGGUCACUGACGUUCAAAGCCUUGGCUCAAUUCUUUAUUCUUGGCUGUACUUGGGGUUUUGGAUUCUUCCAAUUUAUAAAUGGUUCCUUGGUCAUCUCUUAUAUAUUCACCAUAUGUAACAGUCUACAGGGCGUCUACAUCUUUCUUGUACAUUGUGUGUUCAACUAUCAGGUGAGACAGGAGUACAAAAAACUGUCCUGCAAGGCUAGGAAACCUGGCAAGCUGUCAAUGGAUGACUCCACCCCUAACAAUGUCACUAAAUCAAUAACCUUAACUGAAAUUAGUAAACCUGUAUCCAGUGAAAAGACUACGGCUGAGGCAAAAAUAACCUGGACACAGGACUAGACCUCUAGAUACCAGCUAUAAAGCCGACGACACACAUCAGAGGUAUCAACCAUACCAUGGACAUUUAUAAGAACGAUCCCACCAGCAAAGUAAAUUGCACGAUCAUGGAGUUUGUACAAAUGGCAAAUGAUCGGCCAAAUUCAGUUGAACAUGCCAGACACCAAAUUUUCGAGCUGGAAUUUUCGGCUACAUUAAUGCGACAUGAAAAAUAAAGUCUGUUAAAAACGGCAAAACAGGACCACUAUGUGUUACCUUAUUACAGCUAGGGACCACUAUCAGGGACAUUAUACUGCAGCAGUUGGUAUUUUAUUUACUAAAAAAUCAAUCCAUUUUUAACGGCCAUGUAAAAUGAUUGCAAAACGACCAUUAAAAACGGACAAAUACCCAUAAAAUGGAUACAAAAAUGGUAGAAAAAUGGACACUGUGGCUGUUUUUUUGACCAUCGAGAAUAAUCGUUCACAUUAAAUUUUCAUACAGUGGUCGGUCAAAAUGGGUAAAAUUGUCCAUUUCAGACAACUUUUGUUCUAGGCUACUUUCACAUUAGCAUUUUUUGCGGAUCAGUCAUGGACCUGCAAAAACGCUUCCGUUACCAUAAUACAACCGCAUGCAUCUGU